AUGGAUAUCUCUGACAAGCAAGCCAAAGUUUGGAAGGAGCCAGGCAUAAAAGGCUCAACGGGAUCGCGGAUUGCAAAAUUGUAUUGCUGUCCCGAGGAGGAGGAGGAGGAGCUUAUGGAUAGUGCUGGUCAGGUUUCGCAGCGUAAGAAGGAAGAGAGCAGAGAGGUUGCGGCGGCGAAGAACAUUGGGGGUAAAUAA
This is a messenger RNA of Paracoccidioides lutzii Pb01, 198 nucleotides long. RefSeq lists its product as hypothetical. The transcript has 2 exons. The coding region runs from base 1 to 198 and encodes 65 amino acids. The record is from RefSeq and is a predicted model, not a curated record.